GAUACGGAAAUCUCAUCUUGCCUCCCAUCUCAAAAUUCCAAAACCACAGUAACUGAUCAAGGCAUCGAGUCGAGAAAUAUUUUGUGAGGCGAGAAAGCUGAAUUACGCAAACAAGGUUUUUGUUUCUCUCCGAUCAACCAAACUGUCCAAAUUUGACAUUAAUUAAAAUUAGAACUAAAUAAUUAGUGUGACUAAUUAUUGUCUUUUUCAAUUGUAAAUGGCAAACAACGGUGGUGGUGGACAGAUGGAAGUAGACGAGGAGGAAACCCAAGGACCCGUGUCGUCAUCUUCGUCCAAAGACCGGAAACGAUUCGAAGUUAAAAAGUGGAGUGCCGUCGCUCUCUGGGCUUGGGAUAUUGUCGUCGACAACUGCGCCAUUUGUCGAAAUCACAUUAUGGACCUAUGCAUCGAAUGUCAGGCUAAUCAAGCUUCCGCAUCUUCAGAAGAGUGCACAGUUGCUUGGGGUGUUUGUAACCACGCAUUCCACUUCCACUGCAUUUCUCGGUGGCUCAAGACUCGGCAAGUUUGUCCCUUGGAUAAUCGAGAAUGGGAAUUUCAAAAGUACGGUCAUUAAGGAGAUGUCAUCAAGUUUCAGUUUUGCACACAUACAACAACAGACGAGAUGCAGAUGUGGAUAACCAAAAUUAUUUAAAUUUGAAGCAGGGAUUGUAGAUUUUUUUUGUGUAUUUCUAAAAAAUUUAACCUAAUCUGUAAGCAAAGAAGAUUUUUUAUGCGACACAUAUUCUGAUCAUCAUAAAUUCUUGUCUGAUGCGAUUCUUAUUCAUAAAUGAAAUAAAAUACAGUUUGUUACAUACACAA
This is a messenger RNA of Folsomia candida, 819 nucleotides long. It is a transcript of the gene Roc1a, whose product is annotated as RING-box protein 1A. Gene Ontology annotation, biological process: ubiquitin-dependent protein catabolic process; protein ubiquitination. Gene Ontology annotation, molecular function: cullin family protein binding; zinc ion binding; ubiquitin protein ligase activity. The coding region runs from base 218 to 574 and encodes 118 amino acids. NCBI's taxonomy places the organism in Eukaryota, Metazoa, Arthropoda, Collembola, Entomobryomorpha, Isotomidae. The transcript has 3 exons. The record is from RefSeq and is a predicted model, not a curated record. Gene Ontology annotation, cellular component: cullin-RING ubiquitin ligase complex; nucleus.